AUCAGCGAUGCGGGCGAGAUCGCAGUGCGUAAGUUAGGCGCGCUCGUCGCGCAGACAGGUGCGGAUGGAAUCAAUGGUGACACCCUAGAUUUCAUUCCCAGGGAAAUCUACGAUCGCUUUCGAACUGCUGCAGGGGGACGUCUAGCGCUAGAGCCGGAAAAUCUAGGAAACGUGAGGAUGCAACCGUGGCACACAAACGGCUGGGCAUACUGGAAACGAGAUAGGGUGGAGCAUGAUGGGUAAUAUUCUCAUAUUUCAUACAAGUCACUUAGUCGCAGUCUUCCUUUUAUGCAAGUCACUCACUUGAUGAAAUUGUUGCCACGGGUGUAUGUCGCAAUCUUCGCUUGCAAUCUAUCCCCACAUCAGAACCAUGCGAUUGCCCGCGACCUCCGGCGAUUUUGUAGAGAAGUCGCCCGUGCUGAUUGAUGCGUGGAAGUAUCUUUUCGAUACUCGAUGGAUGAGCCACGCUUGUGAGCGGUUUGAACAACGGCAUACCUUUUAUCUCCUGAAUUCUUACCUUAAUGGCGUAGGCUCCGUUGCUUGGGAGAACAUUUGG
Messenger RNA from Amoebophrya sp. A25, 556 nucleotides. Lineage: Eukaryota; Dinophyceae; Syndiniales; Amoebophryaceae. The record is from the annotation of a GenBank genome assembly.